GCUGCGUGGUCAGCUUACUCUCCACCCUGCCCGCACCAUGCAGCCCUUAAGCUGGCUCUGGCUUGUGCCGCUAGUGGCCGCGGCCACGGCCGCCCCUCGCUGCCCGCCCGGCUGCCACUGCCUUGGGGACCUGCUGCACGUCGUGUGCGAGAACAAGGGGCUGCGCAAGGUGCCGCGGGUGAGUAACAAGGUGCGGCUACUGAGCCUGCAGCAGAACAACUUCCCGGUGCUGCCGGCCGGCGGCUUCAGCACCUUGAAGAGCCUGGUGUCCCUUCACAUGCAAGGCUGCAGCAUCCGAGAGAUCCGGGCCGGGGCUUUCCGCCGCCUCAAGAAGCUCGUCUACCUCUACCUGUCCAACAACGAAAUCAGCUCCAUCCGGCCCGGCGCCUUCCAGGACCUGUCGCAGCUCACCUACCUCUACCUGGACCACAACCGCAUCAGCGACCUGUCCAAGGGACUGCUCAGCCCGCUCAACAGCCUCUUCUUGCUGCAACUCAGCCACAACAGGAUGGGCCAGAUCGGGCCGGGCAGCUUCGCCGGGGCGCGGGAGCUGCGCUGGCUGCAUCUCAGCAACAACGGCCUGACCUCCAUCCGCCCGCGGGCGCUGGACGACGUGGAGAACCUGGCCACGCUGCACCUGGACGACAACAAGUUGAGCAGCUACCCGGCGGCGGCGCUCAGCAAGCUGCGGGUUGUGGAGGAGCUCCGGCUCGACUCCAACCCCAUCCGCACCGUGCCCGACAACGCUUUCCACUCCUUCGGCAGAUACGUCGAGCGCAUCUGGCUGACGCACAUGCAACUGGAGAAGUUUUCAGAUGGAGCUUUCAAUGGCGUCACUGCCCUCUCCGCUCUCCACUUGGAUGAAAACAAGUUGCGGUCUCUGCCUCAAAGCCUCACCUUUACCAAAAUGAAAAACUUGACCAUGUCCAACAACCCGUGGGACUGCACUUGUUCACUGGCUGCUGCCCGAAGAUGGAUGGACACCAGCAGGAACCACCCUGAUGGAACCUGCGCUUCUCCCAGCCAAUACCGGGGUCAGGAAAUCCAGGAAACCAACGCCUUCCAGGCCUGCAAAGAACGUGCAAAACGCAACCGGAUGAAGCCGCUCUGAGCAGUAGGUAAUAGGAAUGUCCGUCCUGGAGACUGGCUCCUCCACCAACCACGCCAACUGCUGACUCCUCACAGCCAAUUCCCACGCACACAGAAGGAAUUUCUCAGUCACCCUCCACGGUAAUCGUGAAUCAGCUACAAAUUCCUCAGACCUUUGAAGAGCAUGUAACGAUUGCAGCUUCAGCACAGUGAGAUCUUCUCACUGUCCAUGUGUGUGUCCCUCGAUAGUCCCAUCGCUUACAAACAGCUAUGGAAAUCAAGCUGUUCAUGGCAAUGGGGCAAACGGGCUUCUAGCUAGAAGCAUCUUUUUAACGAUACACACAGGCUUUUGUCAAAAUUAUAAAUAUAUAUACGUGUAUAUUUAUGUAUACAUAUAGGAUAUUCCUCAGUCAGUAGCUUCCUCCCCCCACACUCUGUGCCAUGCCAGAUAAUGUUACACCAAACUCCUCCACAGACGUAGUACUUCAGGUAACUAACACUCCCGAUUACAGACCUCGCCUGACCAACAGGGCAGUCCCGUCACCUCAUAAACUCGUCCACUUACUGCAACCUGCCCAUUUCCAAUCUCCAUCACCAAAGAUUCAUACUGUCACUCAGUCACAGAUUUGUGGAAGAAAAUUUUGCCCCAACUACCCUUCUCAUUCACCACUUUGUGACUUAAACUUGUGAGCUCUGAUAACUUUCCUCCACACUAACGGCUCUCCCUGUUAGAGGAACCAAAGUAUUGGUUUUGAAAAGUGUUUAUGAUAUUUGUAAAGGAACAAAAUAUAAUGUGUACGAAAUGAAGGUGUUGACUACCCUGCAUGAAUGCACCAUCUAGGUUGCGAUAUCAUAUUUACCUUUAAAUGGGAGUUAUACAGUGAAAGAGCAGAGGGGAGGGAAGAGUUCCAGGGGGCAGAAUGUGUGCUACUGGACACAUUUUAGGCAGCUCUAUUCUCUGUAGAGGUCCUGGAUAAAUUUAAUUUGAAUACUUCCGAGACAGCAUAAGACAGCGGAAUAGUCUCUCAUUGAGGAGAGAAAAGAUCCAGGGGCUGGAAGGCCAAACACUCCAGUCCUUUGAUGAUGUGACCCUGAACACUGACCAUACAAUCCCAACAACACAGCAGGGUCCAACCUAAUGAACUAAUUUACGGACAAGCUCGCAGGCAGAUCACAGGCAGCUAAAGAGAUUGGUUUAGGCUCAAAUUUCUUUAGAAACACCUGAAUGCAGGAAAGGAGUGGCCAUGAGCAUUGUAUAGAACACAACAGAUCCAUGGCUAUAAUCCAUGGUUUAUAACACUGCCAUCAAAGCACAGCCUCCAACUUAUGCAACAUCUUUUUAUGAGAUAGUUCUAAUUUCUCCUCAAUGGAAUUAUUGGCUAUGAGGUUUUGGAAGCCUACAGUAAAAAAGCAAUUGCCAUUGGAUUAAACACAGAGGCAUUGCAUUAAACUUAGCCCAAAAUCCAAAGCCAAGGCUCUGCCUCUCUGCUGAGGCAUCCCAAGAGGGCAUGACUGAGGGAACAUUAUUGUACUCAAGUUUGCUGCACCUGAUAUGGGAAUACAUUGGAGCUUUGCACAGCACAAACCAUGGCCUUAAAAUAUAUGCUAUAAAAAUCAACAGUUUAAUCAGGUCUCAUUCAAUUGUUUAAUGGGUCUUCAGACUGAGUUACAAUCAAUUUUCAUUUUGCGUUUUUUUUUUAAUGCCCUCUUUCUUUCCAACUUUUUGAGAACCCUCACUUGUCGGGGAUCAGGAAUUGCCAGGAGCAGUGAUGGGAAGCCCAACAAACCGGAGAGCAGUCUAGACAUGUCCACACUCUGCUUGACUCCUGUGCAUCAGUGAAACACAUUAUAACAACACAAGAUCGGUCCUGGUGUGUGUUGCCCAUCGUAACCCUCACCACCCAGUCGCUCACAAUGAACAGUGUCAAGUCUUACUUCUCAUUUAUGCAGAUGUUGCUGGCAGCUUCUCUUCUGAAUCAUUAGGGCCAGUAAUGGGUUAUAAUAUAGUGGAGAAAAUCACGAUGCUGGAUGUGAUGGAACUGAAUGUACCAUCUGUAAAGUGUUUGGUGUAUCGGUAUUUUCUUGGGCUCAAGAGGCACAGACAAGGAAGUGUCUUCAUAAUGAAAUGUUGCACCUGAGGUAGCGGGUGCAUUAGAACAUCCAUCGAACCAGGUCCAUUUAGAUCACAAAUAUUACCCUAGCUCAGACAGACAGCUUGUUCCCUGACUGUUUCUCGGUCGUAAUGGUGAAAUCCCUGCUAUAACAGCUGCGUGGGGGUGCAUUCACCACAAGGACUGCAGUGAUUCAAGAUGCCAACCCCACCACCUCCUGAUAGAUAAUGAAAUCCAUCUUGGCAGUGAGAGACACCCACAUCCCAAGAUCAACAAAUUAGGACAACCCAGCAGCCAAAUGAGCAUCUGUGAAUGCCAAACACGGCCUCCAAUAUUAUUCCAGAUAACACUACAAAGUCUACCCUGCAACAUAUAAACGCAUCAUAUCUGCCCCAGUUCUUUCAUGCACAACCUGCCCCCUACCAUCUUACCAGGUAGAGUCAUCAUGGAGGAAGGGCACCCAGGUUCCUGCUAGCCUGAUCAUCAGCAGCACACAGGAGUCUUUAGCUGUCUCACUACCAGACACCUGGCAACCUGUCCUCUACAAUAACACAGCAAGUUGUCAGGUUCCAAAUGUAAUGUUGUCAAACACAGUUGUUGGCGGAGAGAUUAUUGCUCCCUGCCGUGUCGGGAGCUGCGAGGGGUUGCUGUAAUAUUUUAUCUUCAUGCUGAAGUCACUGUAUAUAAAAUGUUAGUAGAACCUGGUGCAGGCCACUCUUAAAAGGGCGCAAGUGACAUUAUGGGCUUUAAAAUGUCUUGGGAAUGACGUCUGCCACCAAGCUGACAUUCUCAUUUCCAGUAAGUAUGAAUUGCUGAGCAACUCUUCUGCACUUUACUUGCUAUAAGUCUAUCAAUAAAAACUAUUUUUCAUAUCA
Leucoraja erinaceus (little skate) is the source of this 4075-nucleotide messenger RNA. Its product is annotated as chondroadherin-like. Gene Ontology annotation, cellular component: plasma membrane. Gene Ontology annotation, molecular function: protein binding. NCBI's taxonomy places the organism in Eukaryota, Metazoa, Chordata, Chondrichthyes, Rajiformes, Rajidae. The record is from RefSeq and is a predicted model, not a curated record.